Molecule: messenger RNA, 1341 nt
Organism: Penicillium expansum
Lineage: Eukaryota; Fungi; Ascomycota; Eurotiomycetes; Eurotiales; Aspergillaceae
Product: Zn(II)2Cys6 transcription factor domain-containing protein
Exons: 3
Coding region: 1-1341 (446 amino acids)
Biological process (GO): regulation of DNA-templated transcription
Molecular function (GO): zinc ion binding; DNA-binding transcription factor activity, RNA polymerase II-specific
Source: RefSeq, a predicted model, not a curated record
AUGUAUAACGAGCACCCAACGCGAAACACAAGAUCACCCCACACAAAAUCGCGUUUAGGGUGUAAAACAUGCAAGAUACGACAUAAGAAAUGUGACGAAACGCAUCCCGCUUGCUUCGAAUGUACCAGCACAGGCAGGGAGUGCGAUGGGUAUGAACAAGCCGUCGAUAAGAGGACGCGCGAGUGGCGUGAAUUCAAAGCCAAAGACUCUACCAACAGUCAGAACAAUGCAACUCUGCAAAUCCGAUAUCGCUCGAAAGUUCGCCCAUCAGUUACUGCUGUUCCUCUGCCUUUGGCCGGUGUCUGCCAGAUCGACCUUAACUGGAACGAGCGAUGGCAUUUGGACUUUUACCGCAAUUGUACAGGGAGAGAUCUCUAUUCUGCUCGCUAUCACCUUACCUCCGGUUACAAACUGUUCAAAGAAUGGGAUGUUCAGGGAGAUAACGAUGAUACUGCUCUGGCCCUGAGGCAGGUUUUUGCUCAGUUGCAUGUCCAAUGGUUCUUCUGCUCAAAUUUCGAAAUAUUUGUCGAGCAUACCGAACUACUCUAUGGCGAGGAUCGGAGAUCCUCAAACACUACAGUCGGUCUAUCAAAGGAUACCCCGCAUCUCUAUUCGGGUAUUGAUCAGAUGGAUCGUGUCCAAGAGUUUGCAAUGUUCGUCUCGGGCUUAGUACUGGAUCUCACUAUCUGCGGGUAUGAUAUUGGACCAGCAAGCUCCAUCGGCCGCGGCGCGAAAGUAGCCUUGACCAAGCUUCGGCUCUGUAGAAGCCGUCUCAUUGCUGUCCUCGUCUAUUUGGAUGGUCUCGCGCCAGAGGACUGCGAUUCACUUAAACUCUUCUCACUAUGGAUUGAUAUCAUUGACAUCAAGCUGGCUGUCUCCAAAAGCCAAAAGCCAGAUGAGAUGGUUUACGAUGAUCACCUGGAGCAGUUCCAGAAUAUCACAAAACUUUUAAAAACUCUAGCAGGUUUGGAUUCAGGCCCGACUGACAUCGAACUUUCGUCGUUCAAUUAUAGGCACACUAUUGUGCCUGGGCUCUUGUGGUCCACGACCAAAUGUCGCGAUUGGCAGGUCCGUCGUGAUAUGUGUUAUAUAAUGCACAUGCGACCGAGGGAUGACUACUGGCUAUCUGCGACAGCUGUGGCCUUGAAGAGACUGAUUGAGGUCGAGUCAGCUGGAGUGAAGCCGGGGGACAUCAUUCCUGAAGCUGCCCGGGCCUACUCUGUCAACGUGAAAAUUCAAUCCGAGGAAUCCAAAGUUGAGCUACGGUAUCGCAGGCCUCAAGACGUGCCACACCGGAAGGAUGGUAGCGAUGAAUGGGAAAUCGAUUCAAUGAAUUACUAG